Messenger RNA from Meriones unguiculatus (Mongolian gerbil), 2938 nucleotides. RefSeq names its product WSC domain containing 1 (gene Wscd1). The transcript is spliced from 9 exons. Gene Ontology annotation, molecular function: sulfotransferase activity. Lineage: Eukaryota; Metazoa; Chordata; Mammalia; Rodentia; Muridae. Bases 403 to 2121 code for a protein of 572 amino acids. The record is from RefSeq and is a predicted model, not a curated record.
CGCGGCGCGGGUCCGGGAGCGUGGGUGCGCUCGCUGCGGGCGCCGCGGCCGUGCGGGCGUCUGAGGUCCGGGCACUGCGGGGCUGCGGGCUCCGCGCCCCGGAAGGCGAGUGCCCUGGCCGGCCGCGAUCGUGGGGUUCCUGAGACUGAUGAGGGCCGGGAGAGCUGAGGGAUAGGGGAGAUGGUGACCCCUGGGCAGAAGCUACCAGCAAGGGCCCUGUGGCUGCUGGAGAGAAGUGAUGGUGACAUUUGAAACCCAGGGGGACAGCAGCCAGCACGUGUGCUUGACAGGUACCAAGAGCCAGGAUGCUGGGAUGAAGCUUCUGGAGGCGCUGGUGUUCCUCCUGCCCAGGUGCUAGGAGCCGCCCCCAGGCUCCAGCUGGGAGCCCUGCUGCCCAGGGGCAUGGCCAAACCUUUCUUCAGACUCCAGAAGUUUCUCCGAAGAACACAGUUCCUGCUGCUCUUCCUCACGGCUGCCUACCUGAUGACCGGCAGCCUGCUGCUCCUGCAGCGGGCCAGAGUGGCCCUCCCACAGGCCCUCCGGGCUCCUGGCAGCCUACAGGCCUUGCCAGUGGCCACUGUGGCGCUGGGUGUGGGCCUGCUGGAUGGCAGGAGCCUUCACGAUCCCCACAGCAGCCCUGACCUACUUCUUGAUGUGGAUGCCCUAAGGAGUCCCCUGGCCCGACUGCCACCUGGACUCCGCUGGCCCCGGAGGAACCGCAGCUCACUGCGGAGGCGCUGGCUACACCACCUCACCAGUGACCCCCAGGGACCACCCACCCCGGGCCCUGAGGCCCCUGGACCAGCAGUCCGCAGCCAGGGCAGUUACCUGGGAUGCUUCAGUGAGGAGAGCCAAGAGAGAACGCUGAAAGGGGCAGUGUUUUAUGACUUAAGAAAGAUGACCGUGGCCCACUGCCAGGAUGCCUGUGCUGAGCGGUCCUAUGUGUAUGCCGGCUUGGAGGCUGGUGCAGAGUGCUUCUGUGGGAACCGGCUACCAGUCACGCGUGUCAGCCUGAAGGAGUGCAACCAGGAGUGCAAGGGGGAGAAGGGCUCUGUGUGCGGUGCUGUUCACCGGCUGUCCGUGUACAGCGUGGGGCUGCAGCAGUCCGGCUCCAGGAAGCGGCGUGCUGCCACCUACCGAGGGUGCUUCCCGCUGCCGGAGAACACCACCCAUACCUUCUCCUCCUCCGUGACACAGGCCAACAUGACUGUGGAGACAUGCUCUGGAUUUUGUUCCCAGAAAGAGUUUCCUCUUGCCAUCCUCAGGGGCUGGGAUUGCUACUGCGCCUACCCAACCCCCCAGUUCAGCCUCCGGGAUGCUGUGGAUGGAGCAUUGUGCAGCCAGGCCCCAGAGGCUCAGGAGCUACCUGGCUACUGUGAGGUCUAUCAGACGCCUGUCCAAGACACCCGGUGCACAGACAGGAAGUUCCUGCCCAACAAGUCUAAGGUGUUCGUGGCUCUGUCAAGCUUCCCGGGAGCUGGGAACACGUGGGCGAGGCACCUGAUCGAACACGCCACUGGCUUCUACACUGGAAGCUACUACUUCGAUGGAACCCUCUACAACAAGGGGUUCAAGGGUGAGAAGGACCAUUGGAGGAGCCGGCGCACCAUCUGUGUGAAGACGCACGAGAGUGGCCGGAGGGAGAUUGAGAUGUUUGACUCUGCCAUCCUGCUGAUCCGGAACCCCUACCGGUCCCUAGUUGCUGAAUUCAACAGGAAAUGCGCCGGACACCUGGGCUAUGCCCCUGACCGCAACUGGAAGAGCAAAGAGUGGCCGGACUUCGUGAACAGCUACGCCUCAUGGUGGUCCUCACACGUCCUAGACUGGCUCAAGUAUGGGAAGCGGCUGCUGGUUGUGCACUAUGAGGAGCUGCGACGCAGCCUGGUGCCCACGCUGCGGGAGAUGGUGGCCUUCCUUAACGUGUCCGUGAGUGAGGAGCGGCUUCUCUGCGUGGAGAACAACAAAGAAGGCAGCUUCAGGCGGCGUGGCCGGCGCCCUCACGAUCAGGAACCCUUCACGCCUGAGAUGAAGGACUUGAUCAAUGGCUAUAUCAGGACAGUGGACCAGGCCUUGCGUGACCACAACUGGGCUGGGCUGCCCAGGGAAUAUGUGCCCAGAUGAUAGGCCCGCCUGGCUGUGAUAGGCCCACUCUGCUCCUGCCGGUUGGAGCUGCACUAACGGGCUGGACUCUGCUCUACUGCACUGAUCCAUGGACCCUGGGAUGCAUGGCAGCUGGUCCACAGUCAGCAGGGUGUUCUUGCGGGAGCUGCUUCAUGCGCAGGGGGUCCUGGGCAGCACAGAGCCCACCCCGAGAGAUGCGCAUCACAGGACAUGCCUUGCCAGACACUUACACAUCCUCAGACACACUUAGACGUCACCCCGAGUCAGGGCCCAUUUUACUGUGCUUAAGCCACUUGAGCAGGUGGGCCAGACACUCCCAGCUUUGCACACACAGCCAGGAUGGACGCGUACACACAGGCACCAGGCAUAUGCUUAUGGUUGUCUGCCUCACACAUACACAUGUGCACACACCCAAGGCUCUGGGAGGCCCUGGGCUUCCUGGGUCCCUCUGGGCACAAACUGGCUUUUGGGGCCCGUGGCUCUGGAACGCUGUGCCGGGCAGGCCUUGUUGACCUGAGCAGUACACUGGGAACUGUGGGGAUGGAGGCACACAGACGAACUGUGGCUGCUAAGUACUGUGUGACCCUGGCUGCUUGUCCGACAUCCCAUAAAUGUGUGUGCUGUGACAUCCUGGCACUGCAAACACUGUCUCUCUGCCUCUCUCUUCUCCCUGGAUGGGGACUGACAACACUGUGGCAGCGUGGAUCCCACCGCUGCCCCCACCCUCACACCUCCAGGCACACGUGUUAACUUCUAGCCACUACUGUUCAGCAUACCCAUUACCCUCUUUCAAUAACAACGUCAGGGCAGCUCAGAA